AUGCUGCUGAGGAGCUCCUCCACGCCAUUCCUGCACGCCUUCCUCUCCACCACCUCCUCCUCCCCUACGCCCCCCUCCUCCCUCCAGCUCCGGCGAGCCUUCUCCGACGGCCACCUCCCUUCGCUCAACCCCUCCUCCUCCGGCGACGACGACAGCAAGACCACCGGCCUCUACACCGAGCUCUCCUUCUCCAUCUACAACACCUUCAGCAAGGCCAAGCUGGAGCCCCACCAGGAGCAGGAGAUGGAGGAGGAGCAGGAGCAGCAGGCGGCGCAGCCGGAGCUGCCGCUGUUCCUGGCGAGGGGCAUGGGGAUCGACCGCCUCGCCUCCGGCCUCUUCACCGCCGGCAUGGGCUCCGAGGCUGCCCUGGCUAGGAUGGCCAGCGGGGUGGACCAGAAGGCCGUGCUGGCGCUGGACGCCCAGUACAAGGAGAUGGUGGACGAGCAGCCCGGCAACGCCCUGUUCCUGCGCAACUACGCGCAGUUCCUGCACGAGGUGAAGUGCGACUCGAGAAGGGCGGAGGAGUACUACUCGCGCGCGAUGCUGGCGGACCCGACCGACGGCGAGAUCAUGUCGCAGUACGCCAAGCUGGUGUGGGCGGUGCACCGCGACCACGAGAGGUCCCUCACCUACUUCCAGAAGUCGGUGCAGGCGGCCCCGCGGGACAGCCACGUCCUCGCGGCGUACGCCAGCUUCCUGUGGGAGCAGGACGAGGAUGAGGACGACAAUGACGACGGCGGUGUUGGGGGAGGCGAGCAGGGAUCACCCGGGCGUGCUGCGCAGCCGAGGCAGCUGGCUUCCACGGCCGUUUGA
Molecule: messenger RNA, 813 nt
Organism: Triticum turgidum subsp. durum (durum wheat)
Lineage: Eukaryota; Viridiplantae; Streptophyta; Magnoliopsida; Poales; Poaceae
Source: the annotation of a GenBank genome assembly